AUGCUUAUAACCCACCACCAGAUGUCGUUGCGGCGCUUUUUAUUGGGGAAAAGAGCCACCCUAGGCACCCGCGCAUACCGAAUAGAAGCAAAUAAACCCCCUGCAAAAUCUUAUACAUGCUUUUUGAGUCCCGUGUCAAUGACAUGGAAUGCGUUGAUUCCACCAUCGGUAAAGUAUUUUGGAGCCGCUUGCACUUUGGGAUUAGUGCUCACGAAGAUACAUCCGAACGUUUUGUUUACUGUGGGACCACCCUUGCUACUUUCUGUGUGGUUCUUGAAUCGCCAGAUUGCUUCUAGAAGGUAUAGGAAUGAGCUUCAGGUGAUAAUGCCAGUGACGGCCGAAGCCUUUAGUGAAAAAAACGAUAAAAUUCAGCUCAAAAGCUACGAUGAGAGCGAUGAAGAACUUGUCUUGAAGGGGAUUGAAUCUGAAUUUGACUUUUUCAAAACGCAAAUAGCCGAAUUAGUUGCUAGACGCAUACGAGACCACGCUAGUAUGGAGUCCAACAGAAAUCUGCUUCUUGUCGAUAAAAACGGUCAGUUCUGCUUACAUCUCUCGGAGAACUACAUAGAAACGUUUAUUGUACUGAAGGCUGAAAUCAAGCUGGAGGAGAGUACUCAAUUGGUGGAUUUCAUAAAGUUAUCAAUGCCGCUAUUUGCUUCAAGGCAAGACAAAGUGAAAAAGGCAACUGUUGAAAUAUACUUGCUACAGGUGCCAGGCACGGACAUGGAGUACAAGAUCACUUUGCGGAUCACACCUUAUAAACUCUGGACUUCAAAGAAUGAAUCCAUUGUCAUCACCUCGCUUCCCGGCGGUCCUAUGAAGAGCGAAUACAUUACGAAAUUCAAACCCGACAUAACAGUAUAA
Molecule: messenger RNA, 864 nt
Organism: Meyerozyma guilliermondii ATCC 6260
Lineage: Eukaryota; Fungi; Ascomycota; Pichiomycetes; Serinales; Debaryomycetaceae
Gene: GOA1
Product: Goa1p
Exons: 1
Coding region: 1-864 (287 amino acids)
Source: RefSeq, a predicted model, not a curated record